Saxophila tyrrhenica is the source of this 1239-nucleotide messenger RNA. RefSeq lists its product as uncharacterized. Bases 1 to 1239 code for a protein of 412 amino acids. NCBI's taxonomy places the organism in Eukaryota, Fungi, Ascomycota, Dothideomycetes, Mycosphaerellales, Extremaceae. The transcript has a single exon. The record is from RefSeq and is a predicted model, not a curated record.
AUGCUACGGCAUUAUGGCCGGCUUGGAAUUAUAACAGCUGUGUUGGUCAUAUUCUUGAUACUACUUAGUCUAAGUUCACUGCAGACUUCACAAGCAUCGUUGGGCGCGACGUCGCAUCUAUCAGGGGAAGAGAUAUUGGGUUCGAAGUUCGGGGAGGCAUUCGCUUCGAAGCAUGACACUCCCAAUGCGCCUGGGGUGGUGACAGCUCCCGAGCGAGAGCAGGAGGGGUCGUCUCAAGAGACGCUGCCUGAGAACGCGCCGCUCGACGAAGAGACGAAGCCUGAGACCACGCCCCUCGACGAAGCGACGAAGCCUGAGAAUACGCUGCUCGAUGCAGAGACAAAGUCCCCGGAGGACACAGCGCCUGAUAACGCAUCCAAGAACGAGGAGGACACCGACGACUCAUCCUUGAGUGAAACAAUCGCCGACACAGAAGAAGAGGAGCACGUAGUGAAAACACCUACAAGCAAGAUCAUCGUGGUCGGCCAACUCAGUAGCGAGAACACGAACUGGGUCAGAGAAGAAAUGCUAGAAUGGCAAAACGCAAUCUACUACGUCGACCUCCCCGACAACGCCACAUCCCCCAGCGGUCUCAAGACCAAGAUGAACAAGGCCAAAGAAGCCACGCCAUACCUCACAUACAUCGUCGACAACUACCCCGACUUCCCCGACGUCAUGGUCUUCAUCCACGCCCACCGCAGAGGGAUGCCCGAAGCAUGGCACAACGACGCACCCAACUACGACGCCGUGAACAUGCUCAACGCGCUCCGCCUCGACACAGUCUUGGACAGGGGAUACGUCAACCUCCGCUGCAACAACGAAGUCGGCUGUCCCGACGAAGUCCAACCCUUCCGCGACCCGCCCUCCGAUGACAAAGAGGCCGAACACGCGUACCCCUACGUCUACGCCAAUUUCUUCAACGCCACCUUCGCCGAAAUGAAGGAGCAGAUCCCCAUCGUGGCGACGCAGUGCUGUGCGCAGUUUGCCGUGAGCAAGGAACAGAUGCUGCAGAAGCCGAAGAGCGAGUAUGAGCGCUAUUUGACUUUUAUUGAGGAGACGCAUUAUGACGAUGAUGUAGCCGGGAGGGUAUUGGAGUAUAUGUGGCAUAUUAUCUUUGGGCGGGAGGCGGUGCAUUGUGAGAACGUGUUUGAGUGUUGGUGUGCGGUGUAUGGGCGGUGUAGGCAGAGCGCUGGGGCGGGGAGGUUGAGCCAUCACGGGGGCGGUGCUUUUGGGCCUUGA